AGCCGGCAUAGUUGCCGGAAACUGCCCCUCGCUGUCGGAUUAUUUUUGGGUUUAGUAAACCCUUUUUCCAGUGGGCUAGCCAAAAGCCCACCUGUUUUCCUUUUUAUUUUUUUAUUUUUUUUUAAGUAAAUAAGUGUCGACGAUUAAGUAAAGCAGCAUCUCCUCCAUUUUCAUCGUCUUAAAACCUAACUACUCUCCCCCCGACAACCAAACCAGCAUCAGCGCCUCCUUCUCUGCUGCUGCUAUUCUCGCUUCUGCAUCAAUGGCUGUCACAUUUUACGAUCUGAGCACUGAUGCUGGUUUGAAAAAGCUCGAUGAGUACCUCCUUAGCAGGAGUUACAUCACUGGUUACCAAGCCUCCAAGGAUGAUCUCGCCGUGUAUUCUUCCGUCUCAAAGAAAUCUUUGGAUGCAUAUGUGAAUGUAUCCAGGUGGUACAAACACAUCGAUGCGCUGUUGAGGAUCUCUGGCGUGUCCGCUGAGGGAUCAGGUGUUACAGUUGAGGGUUAUGCUCCCGCUUCUGAAGUCGCUACUCCCCCUGCUGCUGACUCUAAGGCUUCAGCUGCCGAUGAUGAAGAUGAAGAUGACGACGAUGUUGAUCUCUUUGGUGAAGAAACUGAAGAGGAGAAGAAGGCUGCUGAAGAACGUUCUGCAGCUACCAAGGCAUCCAUUAAAAAGAAAGAGUCCGGCAAGUCAUCAAUCUUGUUGGAUGUGAAGCCAUGGGAUGAUGAAACUGACAUGAAGAAGCUUGAGGAAGCCGUCAGGAGUGUCCAGAAGGAGGGAUUGCUAUGGGGAUCAUCCAAACUCGUGCCAGUCGGGUUUGGUAUCAAGAAAUUGACAAUCAUGAUGACAAUCGUGGAUGACUUAGUCUCCGUUGAUGAUUUGAUCGAGGAUCAUUUGACAGCUGAGCCGAUCAACGAGCAUGUGCAGAGUUGUGAUAUUGUUGCCUUCAACAAGAUUUGAGAGGGAUGGGUGUGCUUGCUGCAUCUCCAAUCUGAAUUUUAUCAUGUUACUAAUAUGAUUUUGUUUGAGGUCUAAUUUGUUAGAAAAACUGGCUUUGUGCCCAUGUUGAGUUGCUUGUUUCAAGACACUUGAGAAGUAGCAUGAUCAAUGUUUUUUUA
Messenger RNA from Spinacia oleracea (spinach), 1119 nucleotides. Its product is annotated as elongation factor 1-delta-like. Lineage: Eukaryota; Viridiplantae; Streptophyta; Magnoliopsida; Caryophyllales; Amaranthaceae. The transcript is spliced from 7 exons. Gene Ontology annotation, cellular component: eukaryotic translation elongation factor 1 complex; cytosol. The coding region runs from base 263 to 961 and encodes 232 amino acids. The record is from RefSeq and is a predicted model, not a curated record. Gene Ontology annotation, molecular function: translation elongation factor activity; guanyl-nucleotide exchange factor activity. Gene Ontology annotation, biological process: translational elongation.